CGAACAACAUCAUCUGGGCUGAUAAACAAAAAGAGAAAUUACACAGCGCUGAAUCAAAGAAACUUAAGAAACGCAACCUUUAAAGCAAAAACUUACGCCUGCAACCUUCACAAAACACCGUGACUAGGUCGAAAAUGCUUUCACCGUAAUUCCCCGAACGUUUGUGACAAUUUUCAAUUUUUCUCCUCGGCGAAAUGAGCCUGAUGGUGUUGAAUCUGCACUCGGCGCAAUGCACGCAGAGUGAAAUCAACCUGCGACAGAUGGGCGAAAUCCUGCAGCGAGACCCUGACGCCCUCGGCAGACGUGCAGAGUUUUCCUUCUGCGGGCAACUGACGCCCCUGCAAAGCGCCAUUUACCGAAAGCACGAAGUUUGCGCCGAAUUCCUCAUCGACCGUGGUGCGGAUGUGAAUGCUGUGACAGGAACUGGAUGCCACACGGCCCUGUACAUUGCGGUCUAUAAAAAUUGCCUACCUUUGGUCGAGUUGCUGCUGAAAAGAGGCGCCUCGACGAACUGCCAACUUCAAACCUACGCAAACCCAAAGGGUGACCAAACAUCAUGUCGCUCUUGGUACUUCCAUUUGGCUGCCACUUUUGAUUUCCAGGACAUUGCCCAGAAACUAGUAGAGUUCGGCUCUGAAACUGAAGACUUUGACGAGCACACUGGUCUUCCAAUUUUGUAUGCUGCUGAGAUUGCUGCAGUCAAAGCAAGUCCAGAAAUUCUGCUGCUUGCCCUUCAGUAUGGCUCGAACAAUACUAAACGAGCCGUUUCAGAAGAGAUCUCUCUGGUGAUGGGUCCUUCGUUGGUGCUCAGCACAUUCAUCAACAAGUGGCCCAUCAACCCUAGUAGACUUAUAACAGUGUGGACAGUUUUGUCCAAGUUCGGACACAGCUUUUGGUGUAAAGACAGAAAGGGCAGGGACGCCAUGGGUUUGAUCUCAAGGAAACGCGCCAGAAAUUGUGUCAUGGAUCCACUCAAUGUUCCUGACAGUUUUUUCGACGAGUUGACAAAAGCACUGGAAGAAUUCAUGCGCACACCACUCCGAUUGCAAGACAUUUGCAGAAUUGCCAUCCGAAGGCAGAUGGGCCGUGGUGCCCAAAGCAAAAUUGAUCAAAUCACUGGAAUUCCUGCAAUUUUAAAAAGAUUCUUGAAAGUUGAGUUGCUGUGAUUUGUGAUAUUAGAGAAAAAACUGUCAGAUGUCAUUGUUAGUAUGAAUGUGUGCUUCGUAAUUUUUGUGUUGUUUUUACACUUUUGUAAGUCCGUUUUCAUUUUCCAAAAGGAGUUUUACGUGGAUACAGACACUAAGCGAAAAAAAAACCAAUGCUUGGGAAAUGAAUUAAAAUGUCAUUUGCUAAGUUGGUUUUGGAAAAAUAAAGAUUUCCUCUUAGGAAAUAUGAACAUUUUAAUUCAUUUUUGCAAGCUUUGGUUUUCUCGCUCAGUUGCUGAAUCAACUUAAAAUUUCUCAUGGAAAAGUGUCAGACGUCGCGCUUGUGUGAUAUUUAAAUUAGAUUAAAAGUAAGCUUAUUUUGCAAAAUUGGGUAAAAAGUGUAAAAACAAGAAAUGAAAUAUGCAAGUAAGCGAGACUAGCGAGAGUCAAAUUUCAAGAGAAUCAUCUGAUGCUUUCUGUGCCACUUAAAAGGACACAGGUCAAAAGACUUUGUAUUAGCCUGACUGUAAAAUUAAAAUUAAAAAAAAAAAUUAUUGUAUCGUUGCAUAUAUUUAUAUCUUCUAAAUUAUUUGUUAUAAUAAUAUGGCGCAUUCAGACUUUCAUUAUUAAAAUUAA
Molecule: messenger RNA, 1781 nt
Organism: Neocloeon triangulifer
Lineage: Eukaryota; Metazoa; Arthropoda; Insecta; Ephemeroptera; Baetidae
Product: ankyrin repeat and SOCS box protein 13-like
Exons: 4
Coding region: 195-1166 (323 amino acids)
Biological process (GO): intracellular signal transduction
Molecular function (GO): protein binding
Source: RefSeq, a predicted model, not a curated record